AUGGUGCCCGCAGACCUCCAAGUCCGCGCGCGCCCCGAAGGGCCGAAGACCUACGCCUACGCCCUCAAGCCCAGCACAGCACCAUGGUGCGGCUCGGCCCCCCCCCCCCCCCCCGAGAUGGGGAGAAGCGGGCACACCGCGCUCGUCGAGGGUGCGCGCUUCUACCGCCUGCCUGGCGGCAAGAAGCGCGCCCCGAGCGCCGUGGUGGCUGUGGGCAUUACCGUGCCUGCUGGGGCCGACGUCCAGUGGCCGGUGGAGCUGGACUUCGAGGAGAUGGACUUGGAGGCGGUCAGGGGGGAGGAGCAGGAGAGCCAGGCGGAGGCGCAAGAGGGGGAGGCGCAGCGGGAGGAGGAGGAGAAGGAAGAAGAUGAGCAGCAGGAUCAAGACGAGGAGCAGGAUCAAGAGCAGGAGCAGGAUCAAGAGCAGGAGCAGGAUCAAGAGCAGGAGCAGGAUCAAGAGCAGAACGAAGAAGACAAGGAGGAAAUGGAACAAGACAAGGAGGAGAUGCAGGAGGAGGAUGAGGAAGACUAA
Molecule: messenger RNA, 531 nt
Organism: Tricharina praecox
Lineage: Eukaryota; Fungi; Ascomycota; Pezizomycetes; Pezizales; Pyronemataceae
Exons: 1
Coding region: 1-531 (176 amino acids)
Source: RefSeq, a predicted model, not a curated record